AUGGAGAACACCAAUAAUACGAAUGCGAAUUCGAGCGAGAAUAAUAAAGCAAUUUUGGAAAAUUACCUGGACAACGAACAAAACCCGCGAAUACCAGACGAGGAAUUCAUUUUACCGAUUUCGUACGGGUCCGUCGCCUAUUGGUUGGGAAAAAAAGCGGACGAGUACCACUCGCACGAGUGGACGGUUUUUGUUCGAGGGCAAAACAACAUCGACGUGCAAGAGGUGGUUGAAUCGGUCACGUUUCAGCUGCACCCUUCGUUCGCGGAACCGAAAAGAGUUUUAACGGAACCGCCGUACGAGGUCACGGAAACCGGAUGGGGCGAGUUUGAGAUUGGGAUCGAGAUUAAAUUCAGACCGGAAGUGGGCGAAGAAAAGGAGAAGUUGAUGGCGAAUUUGAAACUGUUCCCAGACGCGGACGAAAUCGCGAAAACAGGACCACAAACGACGAAGAAACCACUCGUGGUAGAGAACAGAGAAGAACUGAUUUUUCACAAACCGAGGAAGAGCUUUUGGGAGAAAGUGGUGAAGAAAAGUAAACGCGUCGUCGAGGAGGAAGAGGAGGAGGACGAGAACGAGAACGAGAACGACCACGAGGAAAGCAAGGGCAAGAAGAAGAAGACAAAGAAGAAAAAAGUGUCGUUCGCGUACGAGGAGUGCGAGGCGAAAUCGAAACACGAGAUGUUGUGGAAGCAAAGAGAGGCAAAGAUGAGAGACGACGAGGAGUUGAUGAAAUUGUGGUGCGCGCAGAAAGUCACCGAGGAGAGGUGUCGAGUGUUGAAAGCGCAGCUGAUGGUUUUGGAAGGGCAGUUGUUAGAUUAA
This is a messenger RNA of Bathycoccus prasinos, 822 nucleotides long. RefSeq lists its product with no specific name. The transcript has a single exon. The record is from RefSeq and is a predicted model, not a curated record. Lineage: Eukaryota; Viridiplantae; Chlorophyta; Mamiellophyceae; Mamiellales; Bathycoccaceae. Gene Ontology annotation, biological process: regulation of DNA-templated transcription. The coding region runs from base 1 to 822 and encodes 273 amino acids.